Molecule: messenger RNA, 1191 nt
Organism: Phaethon lepturus (White-tailed tropicbird)
Lineage: Eukaryota; Metazoa; Chordata; Aves; Phaethontiformes; Phaethontidae
Gene: DOK1
Product: docking protein 1, 62kDa (downstream of tyrosine kinase 1)
Biological process (GO): positive regulation of MAPK cascade; cell surface receptor protein tyrosine kinase signaling pathway
Cellular component (GO): cytoplasm
Source: RefSeq, a predicted model, not a curated record
AUGGCCGUGAACUCCAUCUACUGCUCGAGAGACGAAGUGAAUGCCUUCUGGGUGACGGUGCAACGGACCGAGGCCGCAGAGCGAUGCGAGCUGCGCGGCGCCUACGUGCUCAAAGCUGAGCGUGACAGCCUCGUCCUGAAGGACUCACGGACAAAUGAGAUCCUCUAUGUCUGGCCCUACCGGCUGCUCCGGAGAUACGGCCGGGACAAGGUGAUGUUCUCCUUCGAAGCUGGCAGGCGCUGCGACUCUGGCCCAGGGAACUUCACCUUUGAGACCAAGCAGGGCAAUGAGAUCUUCCGCCUGGUGGAAGCCUCCAUCCGGGAGCAGAAAGCGCAGGUGGAGGAGAACCAGCAAAGCUGUGACUCACUGGAUUCGGACAGCCCCGGCGUGGUGCUGAUCCGCCAGGCCCUGGCUGACUGCCUGAGCCUGGAGAUGCCCGUGGAGGGGGAUGACACCCUGGCACCCAAAGUGGGGCUGGCGCCCAGGCCCAGUGCAGUGGCAGAGGAGAGAGACGCCACGUCUCUGCUGAAGACCCGGACUCUGCCAGAGCUCCCCAUGCAACAGGCCAAGCCCGCAGUCCCGAGCACACCGCCACGCUCCCCUCUGCCAAAGGUACCCCGCGCCAUGCCGCUGACCGAGGACACCUCCAGUGUGUACUCGGAGCCCCUAGACUCGGUGAAGGGCCUGCGGGGGCCGCUGUACUCGGGCACGUACAAGCAGGUCCGGGCCGAGGGAUGCGGCCAGGCCCCCGCGGUGCCUGGGCGGAGGGAGCACAUCUACGAUGAGCCGGAGGGUCGCGCUCCCCGCUCCCUGCCCCCGCCCACCUGCAUCUACGACGAAGCGCGGCCCCCCGGCGAGGCGCGCACCCAGGGCCACGAUGGCAGGGGCGGCUACGAGUAUCCCUACAACCCUAGUACUGACGACUACUCGGUACCCACCUUCCAGGCCAAGGCCAGGGGCCCCAAGCCAGUGCCCGCCCCCAAGCCUCAGGCAGCUUUUAUCCCUAAAGGUGCCGAGAGGAGCGGAGACCCUGGCAGGCGGUGGGGCAACACUGCUCCUGAGAAGGCGGUCAUCAAACCCAGCUUCAACAGCAGCAGCCAGGUGGUGAGGCCCCAGCACGUGCAGAAGAAGGAGCAGUCUGUGGACGAGUGCAGCUUGUCGCCUGUCUACGAGGACUUAGGAGAGAUAUAG